GAGCGGCGCCGUGCGCGGGGGCCGGCGCCAAUGGCGGCAGGCGGAGGGGGCGGCUGACGGGAGCCCGCUGCCCGUCGCGCCCAUUCAUCGCCCGCGCCUUCCCCGGGCUUCCCCCUCCCCCCCCCCCCCCGCCGCUAUGGAGGCGCUGAUCCCCGUCAUUAACAAGCUGCAGGAUGUGUUCAACACGGUGGGGGCCGACAUCAUCCAGCUGCCGCAGAUCGUGGUGGUGGGCACGCAGAGCAGUGGAAAGAGUUCUGUGUUGGAAAGUCUUGUGGGGAGGGAUCUGCUCCCACGAGGUACUGGAGUUGUCACCCGGAGACCCCUUAUUCUGCAGCUGGUGCAUGUUUCCCCAGAGGAUGGUCGGAAAACAGCUGGAGAUGAAAAUGACCCUGCUACAUGGAAAAAUCCAAGACACCUUUCUAAAGAGAUAGAUGCUGAAGAGUGGGGUAAAUUUCUUCACACCAAAAAUAAGAUCUAUACAGAUUUUGAUGAAAUUCGUCAGGAAAUAGAAAAUGAAACAGAGAGGAUUUCAGGAAAUAACAAGGGGAUCAGUCCUGAACCUAUUCAUCUUAAGAUUUUUUCAUCUAAUGUUGUAAAUCUGACUCUUGUGGAUUUACCUGGAAUGACAAAGGUGCCUGUUGGUGAUCAGCCUAAGGACAUUGAACUUCAAAUAAGAGAGCUAAUCCUUCAAUUCAUCAGCAAUCCAAAUUCAAUUAUUCUGGCAGUCACAGCUGCUAACACAGACAUGGCCACUUCAGAAGCACUUAAAAUUGCACGGGAGGUGGAUCCAGAUGGUCGAAGAACCCUUGCUGUUAUCACAAAGUUGGAUCUCAUGGAUGCUGGCACUGAUGCUAUGGACGUGCUCAUGGGGAGAGUGAUUCCAGUCAAACUUGGCAUCAUUGGCGUAGUGAACAGGAGUCAGUUGGAUAUUAACAAUAAGAAGAGUGUAGCUGAUUCCAUUCGUGAUGAGUAUGGUUUUCUUCAAAAGAAGUAUCCUUCCCUAGCCAAUCGAAAUGGAACCAAGUAUCUUGCUAGAACACUGAACAGACUACUGAUGCAUCAUAUCAGGGAUUGCUUGCCAGAACUGAAAACCAGAAUCAAUGUUUUAGCUGCUCAGUACCAGUCUCUACUAAACAGCUAUGGUGAACCUGUUGAGGACAAAAGUGCCACUUUAUUGCAGCUUAUUACCAAAUUUGCCACAGAAUAUUGUAACACUAUUGAAGGAACAGCAAAAUACAUAGAGACUUCGGAGCUAUGCGGUGGAGCCAGAAUCUGUUAUAUUUUUCAUGAGACCUUUGGAAGAACUUUAGAAUCUGUUGACCCGCUGGGUGGCCUUAACACAAUUGAUAUUCUGACUGCCAUUAGAAAUGCUACUGGUCCUCGUCCUGCCUUGUUUGUUCCUGAAGUUUCAUUUGAAUUGCUGGUAAAAAGGCAAAUCAAACGUUUAGAAGAACCUAGCUUACGCUGUGUGGAGCUGGUUCAUGAAGAAAUGCAGAGGAUUAUACAGCAUUGUAGUAAUUACAGUACACAGGAAUUAUUGAGGUUUCCUAAAUUGCACGAUGCCAUAGUUGAAGUAGUAACCUGUCUUCUGCGUAGAAGACUUCCUGUCACAAAUGAAAUGGUUCAUAAUCUAGUGGCCAUUGAGUUAGCUUAUAUCAAUACCAAACAUCCAGACUUUGCUGAUGCCUGUGGUUUAAUGAAUAACAACAUAGAGGAACAAAGACGUAACAGGUUAGCUCGGGAAUUGCCUUCUGCUGUGUCACGAGACAAGUCUACUAAAGCUCCUGGUGCAUUGACACCUGCUUCCCAGGAGACUGUUACUGCUGCUUCUGCUGAGGCUGAUGGCAAGGCUGCUCCUGGAGCGGGAGAUACGUCUCAGGAGCCUGGAACAGGCAACUGGAGAGGAAUGCUGAAAACCUCAAAAGCAGAAGAGGUGUCGGCAGAAGAAAAAACCAAGCCAGCCGCAGCCCUACCUGCUAGUCCUCAAAAAGGACAUGCUGUAAACCUAUUAGAUGUGCCUGUACCUGUUGCACGCAAACUUUCUGCACGUGAGCAACGAGAUUGUGAAGUGAUUGAACGGCUUAUUAAAUCUUACUUCCUUAUUGUCAGGAAGAAUAUUCAGGACAGCGUGCCAAAGGCAGUGAUGCAUUUUCUGGUGAACCACGUGAAAGACACUCUUCAGAGUGAGCUGGUAGGCCAGCUGUAUAAAUCUUUGUUGUUGGAUGACCUUCUGACGGAGUCGGAGGACAUGGCACAGCGCAGGAAAGAGGCAGCUGACAUGCUAAAGGCCCUGCAGCGAGCCAGUCAGAUCAUUGCAGAGAUUCGUGAGACACAUCUUUGGUGAAGACUGUACCAGCCACACUAUUUAUAUGCAUUGGAGGUUACAUUGACUUGAAAAUUGCUAGGCAUGGUAUACGGAGUAGAAUUUUUAUUUAUGAACUCUUAUCUGUGUACUGCAACUGUGUAAAUCUGCUCAUGUAAAGACAGUUGGUUUGAUUUGCAAACAGAAAAACAUGCUGUAUUUUGCAAAAUCAGUCGUAUUUAAUCCACAUAAUAAAUAGCUCUAAAUGUUUCCUUAUGAGCUUUCUGGUGCAAUUUAAAGCAGACCAAGUCUACUGUCUCAGUGACAGUUUCAUUUGAACUUGGGGAAAAAACAUUAAAGUUCCAGUGCCUGAAUUGCUAAACAGGUUGCCUGUGGUUAAGAUGGACGGUGUAGUCUUGUGGCAUAGUUUUAAGCUGCUUUUACAAUAGAAGUUUAAAUACUGUGAAGAGAAGAAAGCACCGAGUAUUUUCUUUCAUGAAUAUAUUGCAUGCACUGACAGAUGGAGGUAUCAAUUUUAUAGCACAGUGGAGAUGUCUACCGUGUUACUAUGUAUGUGUGUCCCCAUUUUUUUUUUUGUUUCCCCAAAUGUUAAAACUGCAGACAAAACUUUGAACUUCACUUAAUGAAGUAUCACGUAGGAAGAAUUAGCCUGGAGCUUGCAAACAAUAACAGCCUACUAAAAAGUGGGUGCAGAGUUAUUCAUGUGCACUGGAGCUUGUGUAUAAAUGUUGGGGAUUAUAAUCAGGUACAAGAACACCUUCCCCUUAUUCCCCCCUGGGACCAAGCCCCUGGACCAUCUGAUAGUAAAUUUGUUCUGGCAGAAUUGAAAAAUAAAAAUGGAUUUCAAAACUGUUAUGGGAUAAUAAGUGUUUCUUUUAAAAACAGAUUAAGUUGGCCAGGGAGAAGGGGAUCCCCACUACUUCCAAAUUUUGGAAUGUGUGACAGUAUGAAAGUCUGUGGGAUUGGAAUAUUUAUACCAGAGAUUGCAGUUACUUUUGAGGAAAUUUUACUGUGCUGUAAGUAGCUUUUGCUUUUUUUUUUUUUUUUUUUUUUUUUUUUUUUUUUUUUUUUUUGAGGACAAUCCUAAAAUUAGGGAACUUUAGGUUGGAAAUUAAGUUGAUGAAUUAUUCAGAUAAAUAUUGAUCACACUAGCCUUUAAAAAGUAAACAAUUACAAUUUUUAUGAAAAAAAAAAAAAAAAUUAAACUCCAGCCAGCACACUUGCAUGUACUUUUCAAGCAGAUUCACUUUUUUGUAUAAAGCAAAAAUGUUCACCAUGGUAUCGCUGAUACUUUCAUCACAACUUGCAUGAAAAAUAGGACACUGCUGUUAACAUCCAUGGCUUGUUUUUAUGAUAUUGGGCCAAUCUAGUGAGGAUUUUAUUAUCAUAUUCAGUUCUUUCUCCACUUCAUCAGUUAACAGAAAUGGAAUUCCUUUUGUAAGCCGUCAAAGAUUGAAAAUUUAAGACCUCGGUUUACAGGAAGGUCUGUUUAAAAAUGUGUUUUUCACAUGGGAAUCUUCAGUGGCACCAAUAUAAGCACAAGUCUGACAGAUGCAACUUUUGCAUAAUUCAUGCAUGAUCUGAAAUAAUUUGUGCAGAACAUGGAAAUAUAUUUGGUAUUUUUAAACAGCCUAAAAAUUCAUGAUGUAUGCAUGACAUGUAAUGAAUACAAAGGAAGUAAUUUUAAGUACUUGCAUUGUAUCCAGAGAUGGUCGUUCUCAGAUUUAAGAAACGUGACUUGUAAAAUGCAAGCCACUUUUCAAAUCAGUUCUGGUGAACAGUGAAAGCUUUUAAAUAGUUUUUGUCAAAAGCAUUACAUUUCUGUUUGGAGUUCACCUGACACCUCUCUCCCUUUUACUUUCCACACCUAAGAAAUACGUUUCCAACAAGGUAGAGCCGUCCAUAAGUGAAGUGCUACCUAAGCUUUAACUCCCAAAGUUCAGUCAACAGUCUGUUGUGAAGAAACAUUCUUUUUGACUUGUAAACUUUUGAAAUGCUGCAUAAAGCAAGUGAAUUCCGUUUCUUUAAGAAAUUCCUGCAAGUGAUAACUGGCUUUGUAAUGUCAUGUGAAAUUUCCACAGUGUUAAUUUGUUUUUUGAAAUGUUAUGACUUUGUUUCACAAAAAUUUUUAAUUUGGUAAUGUUUGGGUGCCAAGAAAUGAACUUGAUAUGUAAUCCUUAUUGCAAGUCUUUAAAAAUCCUUGCUGUAACAAUCCUGUUAUUAAAUAAACAGAUAAUACACAAAAUUAAUUAUCCCAGAAAUAAAGUUUGGAACUGACUUGUAGUUCAGGUGACAGGAUCUACACGCUCUUUCAAGUUAAGGGUUUAACUACCUGUAUUUGUACAGCCUUAUGUAUGUUUGCACUUGCCCUCAUGCAAUUCUACAGUGGUAGUUCUUGUGUGGUUGCGUAAGUAAUAGUGUAGCCAGGCUGCUAGUGGCUAUUAAUGGCUUUUAAACCGUUGUCUAGAAUUGAGCUAAAAUACUUAAAAUGCUACUGUUACUGCCACCAUUAAAAGAAAUUGUAGGGAAAACUAUGUAAAAAAGCCUAAUGAAAGCAGCAAUUGAAAAAUUCGUGUAAUAGGCUAAUGGUUUACAAAUGUCUUCUAGUCCACCUGUUUACCUUAAACUUUGAAAUACUUUUGUCAUCAGUGCACAAACUUCAGCUACCUUAACUUGCGAUCCAGUAAAACACACAAUCAUGGGGGAGAAAAACCACUGUAGCCAAGUUUAGAUUGGUAAAUGUUUGACAUUAAUACCUGACCUAUGUGUGGUACUACUGUAAAUAAAACAUAGUAUCCCUGCGUGUAGAGAGUUUGUCAACAAAUUACUUGGGUUUGUUAGUAGUCAGUUUCAAAUUUCACUUAAUGGAAUAGAUGGGCAAGGGCAGUGUCUGUGUGCUUCAAACUGUAUUCCGAAGUAAAUGUAAAACUUAUGUAAAA
Messenger RNA from Tyto alba (common barn owl), 5262 nucleotides. RefSeq names its product dynamin 1 like (gene DNM1L). Gene Ontology annotation, biological process: mitochondrial fission; mitochondrial fragmentation involved in apoptotic process. Gene Ontology annotation, cellular component: microtubule; mitochondrion; membrane. Bases 137 to 2344 code for a protein of 735 amino acids. The transcript has 20 exons. Gene Ontology annotation, molecular function: GTPase activity; GTP binding; microtubule binding. The record is from RefSeq and is a predicted model, not a curated record. Lineage: Eukaryota; Metazoa; Chordata; Aves; Strigiformes; Tytonidae.